AUGAAUUCUAGCUUUGUGGCUGAUCAGAGCCCAUUUACACCGAAUACUACCUCUUUAAGGUCUAAUCCAACCGAGCUUCUUGGCAUAGAACGGCUCAGAGAUGAUUUUGCUCUUCUUGUGGCUGUGCAAAUGGCUUGCCUUCUUGCUGUUCCCAUUGUCUCGAACUUCUCCACUACUGCAACAAUAUUAGUAUCAGCCAUGUCUUAUAAAGACGAGACAUUAUCCUUGAAAGAUCUAUGUUUAAGGAUAGUGAGAACAUGGAAAAGGGCACUGAUAACAGAAUUCUAUGCAAAACUUCACGCAAUGGCGUACGUGUUCUUGGGUGUGGCAUUGUCUGUUCCUUUACUCAUGUCUGCUAAUCUCACCACCAUUUCAACGACCGUCUUGCUAUUUAUUUCUGCUUGUGUUUGCUGUGUAUAUCUGCCCGUCGUUUGGAACUUGGCUAUUGUCGUAUGUAUAGUCGACGAAGGUUGUGGAAUCGAGGCAUUGGGAAAAGCUGCCGCACUUAUCAAGGGCAAGAGAUUCCAUGGUUUUAUGCUAAACUUAUGCUUCAACCCGCUGUGCUUGAUUCUAUUUCUGAACUGCGGUAUGAUGCCAGAGAAUUGGACCAUUAAUGGAUUGAUUGUGAUGGGGGUCUUUUUUUGGGGAAUUUUUUCCCGAACUUGGCAUAUACAGUAUUAUACUUCCGGUGUCAGAAGAGCUAUGGUGAAGAAAUUGAAUUAUACAGGAGCACGGAAUACAGUAAAUUACCCUCUACUCAACCUGUCAACCAGUCAAUAA
Molecule: messenger RNA, 780 nt
Organism: Olea europaea var. sylvestris
Lineage: Eukaryota; Viridiplantae; Streptophyta; Magnoliopsida; Lamiales; Oleaceae
Exons: 1
Coding region: 1-780 (259 amino acids)
Source: RefSeq, a predicted model, not a curated record